AUGCACGCUUCACAGGCCUCGCAGACUUCUAUCUACGCCGCUCAGUAUAGUCAACAGGUUCAUCAGGCUCAGCAAGCCCAGCAGGCCCAUCAGGCCCAUCAGGCCCAUCAGGCUCAGCAGGCACAACAAGCUCAACAGGUGCAACAGGCACAGCAGGCACAGCAGGCACAGCAGGCUCAGUAUGUUCAACAGCUUCGGCAAGCUCAUCAUGCUCAACAGGUUCACCAAGCUCAACAAGCCCAGCAACAGGCUCAACAAGCCCAGCAAGCUCAGCAACAGGCUCAACAGGCGCAACAGGUCCGACAGGCGCAACAGGCCCAGCAGGCCCAGCAAGUUCAACAGGCCCAGCAGGCCCAGCAAGUUCAACAGGCCCAACAGGCCCAGCAGGCCCAGCGGGCUCAACAAGCUCAGCAGGCUCAACAGGCAUCCCAAUCUCCGCACACUUCACAGGCUGCUCAUAAUUCACGAGCGUCUGGAGCUCCGACGGAAUCGCGGACGCCCCUGACCCUCCAGGCCCUCCUUCAAGAAAGGGCCUCUCGCACCCCUCAAGAAGAUUCCCGGGGUCCCGGCAGUCAUCUAACUCUGGACGACGUCAGCCCCAUGUUGCCUAGGUCCACCGAGGCCGAGCUCAGCAAAAUAAUCACCAGUCUUGACCUUGUUGCGGCCCAAAAGUUUCUUGCUGUUGCGGCCCAAAUGCAUCCGGAUAUUGGUUACAUGAUUGCCGAGUAUGGCAAGACGAGUGACCAACCAGUACCGCCGGCCCCAACCAAAGAACCAGUCAAGCCUUCAGUGGAAACCGUAGUCUAUGAGCAGGAUUAUGAUGUAAACGACGAGUACGACGACGAACCCGAUGACGAAGACGACAACCAGCGCAACGCCCAGGGCACCUCCCUGAACUUUGAUCAUCUGGCUGAAGAAGCCCACUACAUCCUCAACGUCAAGUACGACCGUUUGAACGCACGCCAGCAAUAUGAUCAGUCAGGCGACGCGGCUGAAAGCCUAGAACGAUGUGUUGUCAAGAUCCUCAAGCAGGUCAAGAAGAAUCCCGACUAUGGCACCAAGCUCAGUGGGGUGACAAACCUCUGGAAGAUAAUCUGGUAUCUUCUUACUUCGCCAGGCGCGUUGGCUCAUGAGAUUAAGAAGGACAGCCAGGACUGGGAUCAGCAAUUCGUGAAGCUUCACAAGUUUAUGAGCAAAGACGACAUUGAGAGGCUCAAGGUCCAGGACGUGGACGGGAAGAGGUGGCCUGAGAAGGCGAAGGAGUUGGCGGACGAGGCGGAUGCUUAUGGUCUCUUUGAGGAAAUAAGGGAGGUGUUGGAUCUGCUGCAGAAGUGA
Messenger RNA from Podospora anserina S mat+, 1335 nucleotides. RefSeq lists its product as uncharacterized. The record is from RefSeq and is a predicted model, not a curated record. Gene Ontology annotation, molecular function: transcription coactivator activity; chromatin DNA binding. NCBI's taxonomy places the organism in Eukaryota, Fungi, Ascomycota, Sordariomycetes, Sordariales, Podosporaceae. The transcript has a single exon. Bases 1 to 1335 code for a protein of 444 amino acids.